AUGGUAACGAGGUCAGUGAGAAAGGAUGGUCUAUUCGUCGUGGGUCGUUGGCAUGGUGCCAAAUGGGACCUAAAGCCGUCGCUGUCGGAUGAUGGAGAGCAUAUGUUGAAGCACACAAGGGCUAGGCCAAGCGCACUCAGCGGCGUCCACCACGCCAGCCCAGCUUCAUUUAUUAGGCGUCGUCCCUGGACGGACGAGGACGACGGGUGA
Molecule: messenger RNA, 210 nt
Organism: Haemonchus placei
Lineage: Eukaryota; Metazoa; Nematoda; Chromadorea; Rhabditida; Trichostrongylidae
Source: the annotation of a GenBank genome assembly